This is a messenger RNA of Hemibagrus wyckioides, 8599 nucleotides long. RefSeq names its product sodium channel, voltage-gated, type IV, alpha, a (gene scn4aa). The transcript has 26 exons. The record is from RefSeq and is a predicted model, not a curated record. Lineage: Eukaryota; Metazoa; Chordata; Actinopteri; Siluriformes; Bagridae. Gene Ontology annotation, biological process: neuronal action potential; sodium ion transmembrane transport; membrane depolarization during action potential. Gene Ontology annotation, cellular component: voltage-gated sodium channel complex; axon; plasma membrane. Bases 188 to 5689 code for a protein of 1833 amino acids. Gene Ontology annotation, molecular function: voltage-gated sodium channel activity; protein binding.
GCGUCAGCAGCAGCUGUGAAGGAGAUUGCUGUGGCCUCGAGAAGACGACGGUAAAGACUUCAGCUGAGAGCUUUUAGAGAAGACCUAAAGGACUAGUACAUUUUAAAACCCUGUGGAAAUAUUAACCAGGUGUGCAAGCUCAAGGUAGAGAUUCCUCAGUGAGGUCGUGUAUCUUCGCAAUGCGAAGAUGGCGAAGAUGGUCCCUACCAGAUGCACCGACGCGUUCCGUCGCUUUACUCCGGAAUCGCUGGCGGAGAUUGAGAGGCUCAUUGAAGAGCAGAGAGUCAGGAAGGAAGAAGAAGGUGUGGAUCCAGAGACAGGGCCAACAGCACCUAGCAGUGACCUGGAGGCGGGGAAGUCUCUGCCCAUGAUCUACGGAGAUCCACCGGAGGAGCUGCUCAACACACCUUUAGAAGAUAUAGACCCCUUCUACAAAACACAGAAAACGUUUAUUAUAAUCAGCAAAGGCAACACAAUCUACAGGUUUAAUGCAGAAUCAUCCUGUUACUUUAUCAGCCCUUUUAACCUUGUAAGAAGAGCGGCUAUUAGAAUUCUUAUACAUUCAUAUCCUUGGUUAUUUAGCAUGUUCAUCAUGAUUACUAUUCUGUCCAACUGUGUGUUUAUGACGAUGAGCAACCCUCCCGCCUGGAGUAAAAUUGUGGAGUAUGUCUUUACUGGUAUAUAUACCUUUGAGGCAACAAUUAAAGUGGUGUCCCGAGGCUUCUGUAUUGGAUCUUUUACAUUCCUUCGUGAUCCAUGGAAUUGGCUGGAUUUCAUGGUGAUCAGCAUGGCGUACAUCACAGAGUUUGUUGACCUUGGCAACGUGUCAGCGCUUCGGACGUUCCGUGUGCUCAGAGCUCUUAAAACUAUCACUGUUAUUCCUGGCUUGAAGACCAUUGUUGGAGCUCUGAUCCAGUCUGUCAAGAAGAUGGUGGAUGUGAUGAUUCUGACCAACUUUGCCCUGGCUGUGUUUGCCCUCAUCGGCCUGCAGCUCUUCAUGGGGAACCUGCGCCACAAGUGUAUACGUUGGCCCAUUUCGAACAGCACAAUGGACGGCUACAACUCUACCCUGAUGGAUGACUUCAACACCACUUUUGACUUCACAGCCUAUACUGAAAACGAAGACAACCAGUACUUUCUGGAGGGCAGCUUAGAUGCUUUACUAUGUGGCAACAGCUCUGAUGCUGGAAAGUGUCCAGAAGGAUUUACAUGUAUGAAGGCUGGAAGGAACCCGAAUUACGGCUACACCAGCUUCGACACUUUCGGCUGGGCUUUCCUUGCUCUUUUUAGGCUCAUGACUCAGGACUACUGGGAGAACCUAUUUCAACUGACUCUCCGUGCAGCUGGGAAAACCUACAUGCUUUUUUUUGUGGUGGUCAUAUUUCUGGGAUCAUUCUACCUCAUCAACCUCAUUCUGGCUGUAGUUGCCAUGGCAUAUGAUGAACAGAACCAGGCCACGAUUGCUGAGGCCCGGGAAAAAGAGGAAGAAUUUCAGAGAAUGCUGGAGCAGAUCAAGAAUGAAGAGCAACAGUUGCAAGCCGGUAGCAUGGCAUCGUUGGGCAGUCAGAGAACUCAGAGCAAAGGGUCAGAAAUAGGGGCAGAUGAUGGGGACGAUGUAAUAAAGGACUGUAAUGGCAGGAUUAUUCCCCGUCUGGUGAUCCACAGAGCUCCGACUAUAGUAAAGUCAGCAUCAGACAAUGAGCAAAGUGCAGACAAUAAGUCAACGUGCUCCAAGCAUAGCGUGAUGCGCCUGGAAAAUCCUGGACUCUCUCAGAGAACAGCCAGCGCCAUGAGCGUACGCAGCACAACGAGGGAAGAGUUGGAGGAAGCCCAGAGACCCUGUCCUCCAGGCUGGUAUAAGUUUGCUGACAUCUUUUUGAAGUGGGAUUGUUGUGAACCCUGGAUGAUCUUCAAGAAAUGGGUCCAUUUUAUAGUGAUGGAUCCUUUCGUGGAUCUCGGAAUUACGAUUUGCAUCGUACUCAAUACGCUGUUCAUGGCUAUGGAGCACUAUCCCAUGAGUGCCCAAUUUGAACACGUGCUCACUGUUGGCAACUUGGUGUUCACAGGUAUUUUCACUGCGGAAAUGGUGUUCAAGCUCAUUGCCAUGGACCCUUACUACUACUUCCAGGUGGGCUGGAACAUAUUCGACAGCAUCAUCGUCACUCUUAGCCUGGUGGAGUUAGGCCUGGCCAAUGUGCAGGGUCUGUCGGUCCUCAGGUCCUUCCGUCUGCUGCGAGUCUUUAAGCUGGCUAAAUCCUGGCCCACACUCAACAUGCUGAUCAAAAUCAUUGGGAACUCAGUGGGUGCUCUGGGGAACCUGACUCUGGUGCUGGCCAUCAUUGUCUUCAUCUUUGCUGUGGUAGGCAUGCAGCUCUUUGGUAAGAGCUACAAGGACUGUGUGUGUAAGAUCGCAGAGGACUGCACACUGCCCCGCUGGCACAUGAACGAUUUUUUCCAUUCGUUCCUCAUUGUCUUCCGCAUCCUGUGUGGCGAAUGGAUUGAAACCAUGUGGGACUGCAUGGAGGUAGCCGGAGCAGGCAUGUGCCUCGUGGUGUUCCUCAUGGUCAUGGUGAUCGGUAACCUAGUGGUGCUGAACCUGUUCCUUGCCUUGCUGCUCAGCUCGUUCAGUGGAGAUAAUCUUUCAGCAAGUGACGAAGACGGCGAGAUGAACAAUCUCCAGAUUGCGAUCGGACGCAUCACCAGAGGCAUCGACUGGGUCAAAUCUUUCAUCAUCCGCAUUGUACUGCACAGGAAACCUCCCGAGGCUGACGCGAGAGGAGCGGAAUGUGAGGAUACAGACAAAAAGGAAAGUUUUUCAUUAAACAACCUCGACGAAGGGAAGAUGGCGGACGGCUUGACCAACUGUCUGGACGCUCUCACUCUGAAUGUACCGAUUGCCAAAGCUGAGUCUGAUGAUGAAGAUGACGAGUCACAGGAUUCGUCAGAAGAAGACGACGCAAACAAAAAGAAGGGUGCUCUCAAUGAUGGAGACUCGUCAGUGUGUAGCACAGUGGACUACAAACCUCCAUCACCUCCACCUGAGGAAGAGGAGGAAGAGGAACCAGAGCCUGAUGAUCCAGAAGCCUGUUUUACUGAAAACUGUGUAAGCCGAUUUCCAUGUCUGACUUUGGACAUCACUCAGGGAAGGGGAAAGAGUUGGUGGAACCUGCGCAGAACUUGCUUCACCAUCGUGGAACAUGAUUACUUUGAAACCUUCAUCAUCUUCAUGAUUCUGCUCAGUAGUGGUGCACUGGCCUUUGAGGACAUUUACAUUGAGCGUCGCAGGGUGAUUAAGAUCAUCUUGGAGUAUGCAGACAAGGUCUUCACAUACAUUUUUGUAAUAGAGAUGUUACUGAAAUGGGUUGCAUAUGGUUUCAAGACUUACUUCACCAAUGCCUGGUGCUGGCUGGACUUUCUAAUCGUUGAUGUGUCGCUUAUCAGUUUAACAGCAAAUUUGUUGGGCUAUUCAGAGCUAGGGCCAAUAAAGUCUCUCCGAACUCUUAGGGCUCUUCGACCUUUACGUGCCUUGUCCAGAUUUGAAGGAAUGAGGGUGGUGGUCAACGCACUGGUAGGUGCCAUUCCUUCCAUCAUGAACGUGCUCCUGGUGUGUCUAAUAUUCUGGCUGAUCUUCAGUAUCAUGGGGGUCAACCUGUUUGCUGGAAAAUUCUACCGCUGCAUUAAUACCACCACAGAAGAACUUUUGCCUCUUGAGAUUGUGAACAACAAGAGCGACUGCAUAGCACUAAUGGACACUAAUGAAACGCGAUGGGUCAACGUCAAGGUCAACUACGACAACGUGGGCUUUGGUUACCUUUCCCUGCUACAAGUGGCCACAUUUAAAGGCUGGAUGGACAUCAUGUAUGCUGCAGUGGAUUCCAGAGAGGUGGAAGAACAGCCGUCGUAUGAGAUUAACAUUUACAUGUACCUGUAUUUUGUCAUCUUCAUCAUCUUCGGCUCUUUCUUCACCCUCAACCUCUUCAUUGGUGUCAUCAUUGACAACUUCAAUCAGCAAAAGCAAAAGUUAGGUGGAGAAGAUCUGUUCAUGACAGAGGAGCAGAAAAAGUACUACAAUGCCAUGAAAAAACUGGGUUCCAAGAAGCCUGUCAAACCCAUACCUCGCCCCGCGAAUAUGAUCCAGGGCAUGGUGUUUGACCUCAUCUCUCAGCAGUUCUUUGACAUCUUUAUCAUGGUGUUGAUUUGCCUCAACAUGGUUACCAUGAUGGUUGAGACAGAUGACCAAAGUGCAGAGAAAGAAUAUGUUCUCUAUCAGAUUAACCUCAUCUUUAUUGUUGUAUUCACUGGGGAGUGCAUCCUCAAAAUGAUUGCAUUGAGACAAUACUUCUUCACUGUGGGAUGGAAUGUGUUCGAUUUCAUUGUGGUCAUCCUUUCUAUAGCUGGUCUCAUGCUGUCAGACAUAAUCGAGAAGUACUUUGUGUCGCCGACCCUGUUCCGCGUCAUCCGUCUGGCUAGGAUUGGCCGUGUGCUGCGUCUCAUCAAAGGAGCAAAAGGCAUCCGGACGCUUUUAUUUGCUCUGAUGAUGUCACUCCCUGCCCUUUUCAACAUCGGCCUGCUUCUCUUCCUCAUCAUGUUCAUCUUCUCCAUUUUUGGCAUGUCUAACUUCGCCUACGUGAAAAAGGAGGCCGGAGUUGAUGACAUUUUUAACUUUGAGACCUUCGGGAAUAGCAUCCUCUGCCUAUUUGAGAUCACGACUUCAGCUGGUUGGGAUGGGCUGCUGCUUCCUAUGCUAAACAGCGGUCCUCCUGACUGUGAUCCCAAUAUCGAAAACCCUGGAACAUUGGUGAGGGGCAACUGCGGCAACCCAGGCAUGGGCAUCAUGUUCUUCUGCAGUUACAUUAUCAUGUCUUUCUUAGUGGUGGUGAACAUGUACAUUGCCAUCAUCCUGGAGAACUUCAAUGUAGCACAGGAGGAGAGCAGUGACCUGCUAUGUGAGGAAGACUUUGAGAUGUUUAAUGAAACUUGGGAAAGGUUUGACAUAGAAGGGACGCAGUUUUUGGAUUAUGACCAUGUCUUUGCCUUUGUUGAUGCGCUGCAAGAACCCUUGCGUAUUCACAAACCUAACAAGAUCACACUGGUCAAUAUGGAUCUGCCGGUUGUAAUAGGAGACAAAAUCCACUGUCUAGAUAUCCUGCUGGCCGUCACCCAACAUGUGCUGGGAGACACUACUGAGAUGGCAGCAAUGAGGGUGAGCAUUGAGGAAAAGUUCAAGAUGAACAAUCCGAGCCCUGCCUCCUUCGAGCCCAUCGUCACCACUCUGAGGAGAAAGGAGGAGGAGCGGGCAGCCAUCCGGAUCCAACAGUCCUACCGUAAACAUCUCCUCAAACGCUCUAUCCGCCACGCGUCCUUCUUACAUCGGUCCAAAAAUAGAAAUGUGAGGCGGCAGGAGGACGAGGAGGCGCCGGAGACAGAGGGUUUGAUAGCACGCAAAAUGAAUGCCCUUUAUGGAAGCAACGCAGAGCUGGCUAUGGCUCUGGAGCUUAAGUCUAGGCCUAUGCCAGUCAAACCCACUUCAUCUAGUCUCAUAGUACCAGUAAACUACCAGCGGGCCCAAGGCCGACAGAGAGUAGUACCGGUAGAAGUCACAAGUGAAGUAGUUCUCCGUUCUGCACCCACAUUUAUGCAGAACUCUUCGAGGCCAGAGGUGGCAGCAGCAAAAGAGUCAACAAUAUAAUAGAGAGACGAUGUUCAUCAUUUUCUUUGUCUUUUUUUACGCAGAGAGCGAUGUGUUAAACUGAGUAUCACCUGCACAAAAAGAAAUCUUACUGAUGCUCUCAAACACACAUCAAUUUUAGAGAGGUGAUGUUUAUUGGCGUCCAGUAGUGAUAUAUACAUAUAUAUUUUUUUAUUACAAUAGUUUGUUUUGUUUAUUUUUUGGUUUUUUUGCAUUUGUUUGAACUGAUUUCAAUCUGUUCCUCAUCAUCAUCAUGUUUAGAUUAAUCAGAUAAUUGCUUGUUGUUUCUCAACUUGUCCACUUCCUGGUAUAAACCCAAGAGGCUUUUUUUUUAUUAAAAUGUAUUUCCUCAGCCUUCACCCUAGAGCUGCUGUAACAAGUCCCUGAUUUGACUCGGGGCCUCACUUUCCUUUGCACUAUUUUUAGACCCCCAGUUCAUGGCCUGCCAGUUUCAGUUCAUGGGAGGUAUACUGUCACAUUGGGCACUAUGUGCAACUGCAUAAGGCAUACAUAACCGGUACAGUACAGUAUAUACUUCCUGUAGUGUUUACUGUGAGUAAAUGCACUCAGUCAUUUAAAACUGUUUCAUACGUUUUUAAGAGCCUUGACUUUAUACCGUUAUACUGCUAAUCUCAUUAUCAAGCGCAAAAAUAAGGUAUAAGACUGAGAUCCCACAAGUGUAGCGAAGGUAUUUUUAUGAUAACGGUUGCAGAAGGGUGUGGUUAAAGUGAAUACAAUAUCAAGAGGCGUGGCUUUGAUUUCUGCUCGCUUUGGCUAAGUGUACACUUGGCAUUUAAAAUGUGACCUAGAUCUCGAUGUAGUCCACAUACGCAAAAGUGUAAACCUGUUUGUCAUCCGACCAACGUGUCCUGGUUCGGAGGUUGUCAACGCAUUGUGAUCGGAUCUUAGUAUAAUAUACAGUGGAACCUUGGCAUAGAAAUUUAAUCGGUUCUGGAGGUCAGUUCUUAAGGUGAAAAUGUGUAUUGCAAAACUAAUUUUCCCAUAAGAAUUAAUGUAAAUGCAGAUAAUCCGUUCCAGCCACCCAAAAAUAUUCCCAAUACGAAGCGUAUGUAAACUGUAUGGCUGCUUACAAAGAACUGACCCAAGCCAAGCAUUCCAUGUCAAGGGUCCUCAGAGGAAGUUGUGCCACCAAGCAUGAGUUAAAAAUAGAAAAGACCACCCACACCAUCAAUCUGUCAACAAAAAAACACCCCAAAAAUCACCUAGCUUUUAAACGCAUGGUAAAGGCAACGUCGGUAUUGUGGGGUGACUUUUUCACAACAGCUUUCACUGACAGAAAAAAAAUUCGUAAACUUCCUUCAGUCAGCUUUGCUUGGCUUUCCACUGAUGUAAACAAGUUUUGAACAGCUCCAUGGCAUACGCGCAACUUAGCCGGCGUUCGGUUCGUUCGUUAGCUGAAAAUGCUUCGUAUGCCGAUGCAAAUUGCUUGCAAAAUUUUAAUUCUUAAGGCAAAAAUUCGUAAGGGAGGGCAUUCGUAUGCCGAGGUUCCACUGUAAACGCAAUUGAAACACGGAACUCUGCCCACUAUCAUUAUUCCCCCUCCUCUCUCUCCGAGAACUGUCAGAAAGAUGGAGGACACCAGGACGUGGGGCGUGUCUGAGACUCGUACAUUUAUAUCUUUAUAAGCAUUCAAGCUAAACUAAACUAAAGUGUGUAGCAAAACAGUACAGGGUCAGAACAGCUCUGUUCUCGGGAAUCUCUCACAUAGCUGUGCUUAUUUUAGCUAGAUCCUCUUCUCUGUGGUUGUAAUAUUUCUGUGCGUGUCAGCUAUCCGGAUAAAACCUUUGGGUCAGAUAGAAUCAGUUGGAUGUUGGGCGAGUUAUUCUUAUUUAAAAACUUUAAAGUGUUAAUAAAUACAUUCACCAAACUAGGUUGUAAGAAAUCUGAAAUAAUAUGUAGUAAAAUCAACGGAUUUCACGUGUCUUUUUUUUUUUUUCAACACUUAAAUAGCGACAAAAUAAAAGUGUAUGAAAAAUUAGUUAGGGGGAGGCUUUUAAAACGUUAUUAAUAUUCUAUUAGUGCAAUAAGUACAAUAAUAUCAUUUAACUGGACCCAUACUUUUUAUGUAUGCUUCAUGAAGUUGUACUUUGUGUACUUUGUGACCAAACUAAACUAACAACUCAUUUUUUUCUUUUUAACGCAAUUUUGUGUUGUUGUUGUUGGGUUUUUGUUGUAAAUAUCUGCUUAUUAGACAAGCUUAUUAGAUGGCUGAUAUUAGAAAUGAAUUCAUCUGUGACAUCCUUAUUCUAAGGAUUCUUGGACUUUUUUAUCUCAAGCUGUCUUUCUGGAAUAUUUAAUAAAUUAAUAAAAUAUAAUUAUAGGACAAAUAGGAUAGAAUUAGAUUUAUCUGAAUCAUUUUAGACUCCUAAUAUAGCAUGUCAAGCUAUUUUUUUUGAUAUUUCUAGACUGUGACUGUAAUGUUAUUUUACAAUGUUUACAGUUUGUACUGCUGUUAAAUUUUAGCGACUCAAUAUUUCGUUUCUGUGCUUCUAGGCUGAAUUCACUGCCUGCUGUUUAAGUGUUAAAGAUCAUAAUAGCUAGUUAAAUUAAUCAGUAAUCAUGGCGGAAUAUUUUAACUUAUUGACUGUGUCAAAAAAAAAAAAAUCAUUUGUUUUUAUUUUUUAACUCUUCAACUUAAGGACUUUUUUUUUGUUUUUCAGAGCUGAGCCGUAAGUCUUAACCUAAUUAUUAAUGUCUUAAUCCUGAAAAUGUGCAAAUUAAUAAACGAAGCACUUUUGAUUUAUCUGUUUUCUGAUUAUUAUUUUUUUCAGUACUGUUUACAUUAUAUUAUGAAGAGAAAUUCAAGUGCUUUCGGCUUUGUAUUGCCUGUACAUACCUUACGCAUACGGUAGAUUUAGAUGCUUUUAUCCUUUUCCUUUCUUUAUAUAA